AGAGAUAUCUAAAUUAUGUGUAUACAUCCCAGAAAGUGCAUACGCCUUUGAGCUGGUCGCGAUAUUCGACUACAAAUCAACAUCUACUAUUAAUGAACUGUCAUGAGAAUGCUACUUAAAAGGAACCCCGUUUCUUACACCACACAGGUCUAAGUAAUUCACCACAGUAGAAAUCAAACGUACAACAUGAUAGCCCGAAGUCUGCUACUUCUGAUUCCGUUCACCAUGUAUUUGGUCAGUACAACAGACGGAUGCGGACGAGGAGAUUUGAGAAUUUUGGAGAAGUAUUGGUUAGACGAAGAAUUGUCGGAACUGACGGAUAUGAAAAUGGCUCCAGAAGUGCUCGAUAUAUUUUUAGAAGUGAUACAUAAGAAAGAACAAUACCGUAAGCUGCAAGACGAAAUAGAUCGAUUGAGGCUUACAAUGGAGAAAGAACUGGCGGAAAUUUACCUAUUGGAAAAAGAUGCAUACAUAAUUGAAAAACAAACAUUCAUAAUUGAAAAACAAGACCCAAAGUUAAAGGAAGAAAACCAACGGAAAAAAGAAAAGGCGUUUUCAUCUUUCAAGCUCGCUUACACCCACAUGUACAAUGACAUGACAAAGUUCUUGCGAAAGCUUUUGAAGAAGCUGAAAAGAAGAGACCUAAGUGAGGUUCAUUAUCUCAAGGGCAUUUCUCACAUCAUGUCGCCAAACGACGCCUUCUUUGAUAUCAAGCAUACGAGCUUGGUUCUGGAGAGGUGGAAGAAGACGGUCAAUACACUGAAGCUUGUGCUCAUGAACGUUGAUAGAUAUGCCUCGAAAGAAAAUCUGAAAAUGUUUACAAAAUAUAAGAAAAUUCUAGACUGGUGGAUUCCAGCGGUUGAAAGCAAUGCAAUCUUCCUGAGGCUUGAAAGUGCUUCUGUUGAUUAACACACAGACCAUGAUGAUUCAAGAGAAACGCGUCAUUUUGUAAAAUAGUUACAUUGUGGCUUUGUAAUAGAUGUCUGACAAUAAAUAUCGGAAAGUUUGUUUUA
Biomphalaria glabrata is the source of this 1013-nucleotide messenger RNA. RefSeq lists its product as uncharacterized. The record is from RefSeq and is a predicted model, not a curated record. The transcript is spliced from 9 exons. The coding region runs from base 187 to 909 and encodes 240 amino acids. Lineage: Eukaryota; Metazoa; Mollusca; Gastropoda; Planorbidae.